GACACUGCCCACAUACAAUAUGCCCGCCCCAAACUGCUUCAUAAAGGCAAUCAAUUCAAUGAAUCUGUUCCUUUCCUUCGGCAAAUUUCCAUUUGAUGCAUUGUAAUUGUAAACCUUGACUUGAGAUGGCGUUAAACGAUAGCGAAGUAUCCGAGUUUAUUUUAACAGAAAACAACCACAGGGAAGAGACCAGGCGACAGCGAUGCAGCUCUCGGCUUGUCAUUUACUUUCUGUUGUUUUUAUGUGGUGGGCUAGUCGCAUUGGGGUUUCUCUUCGGCAGUAAGUUGUUUUCGAAGCGCACUGAGGUAGCCGCGAAAGAGGAAGCCGUGGCGGCUCGCGGCCAGGAAGGCGCGCUCCCGAACGCACAUCUUACCGCCUUGUCAGACGUCAAUGUCUCAUCUACAUACCUUCCGUGGGAGUACGAGAAAGGGGAUGCCUACCUCCACCUCUUUAGCUACGACGAGGAAAGGCACGCCCUCAUUGUCCCUGAGAAUGGCAGGUACUCCAUCUACCUGCAGGUGACCUACAGGGAGCCGUAUAAUCACAUCUGUCCCCAGAGCGGGCUGAUCAGGUUCCUGCAGGCGGUCUACGUUUGGUCGGACAGCUACAUGACAGACCGGAUUCUCAUGAAAGCCAAAGACCACGUCCACUGUGGCCAGGGGGUCAGGACGGUAACCAACACAGGCGUUUACUCGCUGGAGGCUGGGGACCGACUGAUGGUAUACGUCUCUCUAAAGAACUUGCUUGAAAUAGAUGAGAAGUCUCUCUAUUUUGGGGCGUUCCUUCUUUCUCGGGGGACGGAUGCAUAGUGUUUGGCGCACGUUUGGCGGAGAGCACUUAGCGGGUCAUCUCAAGCGUAUCGGGACGGGAUGCGUCUUCUGCUGUAUGCCAUGGACUUUGGGUCAGUUUGGGCUCAUUUUUCUUAUUGCUUGUUUGUUUCUUAUCCAGGAUGCUAUGCAGUCUGUCGUUUGGUGUGAGCUAUGUGUACCCCUGAGUCUUAUUUUCAGUUAUGUUUUUAUAAUCCUUUUUACUUUCGCGAAAUGCCGUAGUGUAAGGUAAACUACCAUUAAAAGAAGCAGAGAAGAGCGCUGCAAGAUUUGCACAUGAAAACACACACAUCUGUAUGUCCAAAGGUAUUGAGCGCUUGGCAGUCAGUUUUGGUUACUGUAAUUCACGUUAUAGAUCAAUUAUCCAUCCAAUCAUUUUCUGUAACUUCUUAUCCUAUUCAGGGUUACAGGGGUUUUGCAGUCUAUGGGCACAAGGCAGGGAAUAACCCAGGAUGGGGCACCAACCCAUCACAGGGCACCAACCCAUCACAGGGCCCACUCACACAUGCAUACCUACGUGCAUCUGCAUGUUUUUGGACUGUGCGUGGGGGGAAGCCCCAUCCCAACACUGGGAGAACACGAAAACUCCACACACAUGGAUCCAUGGUGGAGACUCGAACCCAGGUUCCAGAGGUGUGAGACAACAGUGCUAACCACUGUGUCACUAUGCAAACCCCGCCCCCCCCCGAGCAAUAUAAAUUAUAUACAUAGUAAUAUAUAAAUAGUAUUAUAUAUUAUAUAGUGACAAAAUCAUAUUAGGCUACUAAAAAUUCAAAUGAUCGACAUUACCAUCAGGACUGGCUAACAUAUGAAUGGGGUUUGGGUGACUCACUGUACUAACGGGCGUGGUUUUGCUCAGGCCCAAUGAAUGCAUGUAUAGAUUUGAUCCUUGAGUACAAAAAAGGUUUGUUCCUUGGUGUAACACCUGACCUCCUGACCUGUGUCAGGUCAAAUGAUGUUUUCUUUUUUACUAUGAGAAAAUUUGAUAAGAAAAUACAUUUUGAAUUGUUUAUAUUUUUAUGUUAAUAUCACUUUAUAAAUGGUUUUAAGGUUAAAAUGCAAUUACAGUACUUUAAUAUCGCCAUUGUCAUUGGCUAAAUGUACUGUUUUUUCUUUUAUAUUAUAAAAUAUUGUGAAAUAUAUUUUCUUUUUUAUGACUUAGUGGUUGUUCUCUAUGCAGUGUUUCAAUCUGUCUUCAGAUUCUCCCUUUCGAUAAGCAGUUAAUUUGUUGUCAUAAAAUAUAUCAGCAUGGAUUACAUUGUUAUUCAUUGACAUUAACUGCUGUAUUCAGCAUCGAAGUAUGUAUAUUAUUUAGUAAAUUUUUAGUAAACAAAAAGAAUUGAACAUGGGGUCAUUCUUUCAAGAUGAUAACUUCCGUAUUAAGUAAUACUUAUUAAAUAAUACAAUAGCAGGUUUUCUGUUUUUCAAACAUCAGUAAGAGAUUUGGGUCACUGGGGCUGCAGGUGCCACAGAGGCGGUGAAAUAGCACUGAAAGAUACUGUGUUACUUUGCAGACAGACAGAACCUUUGACCAAUGGAAGCAGUGGGACGUUCACAUGUAUACAUUUACUUUAUGUAAACUAAUUUCUUCAGAUAAAAGU
Molecule: messenger RNA, 2428 nt
Organism: Paramormyrops kingsleyae
Lineage: Eukaryota; Metazoa; Chordata; Actinopteri; Osteoglossiformes; Mormyridae
Product: lymphotoxin-alpha-like
Biological process (GO): immune response
Cellular component (GO): membrane
Molecular function (GO): tumor necrosis factor receptor binding
Source: RefSeq, a predicted model, not a curated record